This is a messenger RNA of Aspergillus pseudoviridinutans, 927 nucleotides long. Its product is annotated as DUF3431 domain-containing protein. NCBI's taxonomy places the organism in Eukaryota, Fungi, Ascomycota, Eurotiomycetes, Eurotiales, Aspergillaceae. The transcript is spliced from 2 exons. The record is from RefSeq and is a predicted model, not a curated record. The coding region runs from base 1 to 927 and encodes 308 amino acids.
AUGAAACCCAACGUUCUGUACGCGGCGCUUCUAUUCCUCAUCGCUUGUUUUGCGUUGAGCCUUCGCUUUAGCUCGCUACGGGGCCAGUCAGCGCUAUCUGGUAAUGUCCCUAUGUUGGUGGACGGGGACGAGUCGAAGGGUGAUCCGGCGCGAGCUGAAGAUGUUCGCGAUGGAGAUAGGAUCCAACCGACCGAGUCUCUCGCGCCUACUAGGCGACCGGCUAUCACUGAUCUUGUGCCGGUGCAAACGCCCGCCUCGGCGCAGUGGACGAUUGACGAGGAGUUUCACCGGGACGGAGUGAUUGUUAUGGGACGACUGGAAAGUGAAGAUGUGAGCUGGGUUAUGAAGGAGCUGCCCGAAUGGCAGCAUGCGAUCUACACCGUGGAUAAUCCAGACGCGCCGCUCCGGGUGAAGAAGAAUAAAGGCCGAGAGGCCAAUGUGUAUCUACAGUACAUCAUCGACAACUACCACAAACUCCCCGAAACCAUCAUCUUCCUCCACAGCCACCGCGACGGUAUCAAGGGAUGGCACACCGAGUUCUACGAUCACAGCAACGUGAAGACCGUCCGCAUGCUGAAAGUCGACUUUGUCCAGCGCAACGGCUACGUCAAUUUACGCUGCGACUGGUACCCCGGCUGUCCGGAUGAAGUGCAGCCGUUUCGCGAGCCCCGCGACGAAGGCCGCCAUGCGGAGCAUGCGUUUCCAGACGGUUGGCAUUACUUUUUCAACGGGACGAAAGUUCCCGAAGUCGUUGCGGUUCCUUGUUGCGCUCAGUUUGCGGUGUCGAGGAAGCAGAUCCUCGAGCGUCCGCUGAGUGAUUAUCUUCGGUAUCAUCAGUGGGUCAUGGAAACGUCGUGGGAUGAUGAUACUAGCGGGAGGGUUAUGGAGUACAUGUGGCAUAUUAUAUUUGGCCAGGAGCCUGUAUAG